Messenger RNA from Chlamydomonas reinhardtii, 3552 nucleotides. RefSeq lists its product as uncharacterized. Gene Ontology annotation, molecular function: guanyl-nucleotide exchange factor activity. The record is from RefSeq and is a predicted model, not a curated record. Gene Ontology annotation, cellular component: cytoplasm. The transcript has 15 exons. NCBI's taxonomy places the organism in Eukaryota, Viridiplantae, Chlorophyta, Chlorophyceae, Chlamydomonadales, Chlamydomonadaceae. Bases 385 to 3117 code for a protein of 910 amino acids.
CAUCCAAUCGGUUUGCCAUUACCCCCAUUACAGUAACGCGCGGCGCACAUGGGAACAAUUGCAGGCGGGCGCCCGCCGCCUCACUCAUUGCUCACACUCAGCAAAGUCCAAUGUCUUGAAUCGUCGCCAGUUGGCAAACGUCAUAAUAGUUUGAAAGCACUCUUUUCAUUCCCAUUAACAAAGAAGAAACGCUCCUGAGACCGUUUUGUCACGUUAACAAAUUUGGCGCGGAUGUCUUCCCAGCGUAGGACCACGCCAAAAGCCGCGCUCCUUGCUAUCUUCGUCACCAUAGUCGUUUCUUUAAUUUGCGCCUCUGAGGCGAAUCCAGGAAGGGUCCGGAGGCUGCUGAAUCAUGAGUCGGUUGAGACUAAUCUUAGCCCGCCGAUGCCACCGACCCCUUCUGGCUAUCACGCGCUGACCGGCUUCUGCCGCUACCCCGGCACCGACCUCCUGGGGUUCGACCUGGGCUGCUAUGCGCCCGAGCAGCCCGGCGCCUGCCCGCUGGGCGCCAACGCCACGUCAGCCACGCUGCAGGCGGCGGCGGAGGCCUGCCAGGCCAACCCCGGCUGCCACGCAUUCACGUCGGACGGAUGGCUCAAGGCCACGGGCCAGCCCUCCUUCACCAGCCGGGUGGAGUACCUGGGCGGCCCCUGGCAGGGACUGUACACCAAGCGGCCCAGCACCGGCGGUGCCCUGGACGCGUUCUGCUUCUACCAGGGCCAGGACAUCUUCGGCAACACGCUCUCCCGCGGCACCGCCAACCCUGACCCCGCAGCGGACGGCGGCAACGCCGAGGCCCUGGCCGCGCUGUGCCUGGCCACCCCCGGCUGCCUCGCCUUCAACACGCAGCAGUACCUCAAGCGCACCGCCGACCUGGCGGCCGUCAAGCCGCUGACGGCCGUGUUCCCCAACCCAGGCCAGGGGCUCUACAUCCGGGCCACACUGCCCGCACCACCGCCGAGCCCCCUGCCGCCCAGCCCGCCGGUACCGCCGAGCCCGGCGCCUCCGAGUCCGGCGCCGCCCAGCCCGGAGCCCCCCAGCCCAGAGCCCCCAAGCCCAGAACCGCCCAGCCCGGAGCCGCCUAGUCCAGAGCCACCCAGCCCGAAGCCGCCCAGCCCACGCCCUCCUAGCGAGUUUGCUUUGAGCAGCUUUUGCCCCUACCCGGGCCAAGACAUUGUGGGUUUCAACAUCAGCUGCGGGCUGCCGGCGGCACAGGGCGGCUGCGCUCGCGGCCGCACCGUCAGCCGCAGCCAGCUGCUGGGCCUGGCCGCUGCCUGCACCUCCACCCCCGGCUGCCUGGCCUUCACGUCGGACGGAUGGCUCAAGUCUGAGGGCGUGGAGGCGCUGCACCCGCCGCCCAUCAGCUACAUGACGGAGCCGCUGCAGGGCGCCUACGUGCUGAGGCCCAAGGUGCUCCGCUACGCCACGGAAUCCUUCUGCUUCUACCCCGGCCGCGACCUGCCCGCCGCUGGCUCCGACGCCGCCGGGUCUGUGCUGCCGCUCCUGGACGCAGAUGAGGGCGACGCGGCGGCCCCCGGCGCCAGCCUGCUCUUCCGGAACGCGCAGGCCCUGGCGCAGGUCUGCCUGGAGACGCCCGAGUGCCUGGCCUUCACCACCGCAGCCGAGUUCCGUACGGACGGCGACUCCGGGGCGCUGGUGACCAACACCACCAAGUUCAGGACGGCGCGCGAGGGCACCUACAUCCGCGCGGUGCUGCCCGCCCCUCCCAGCCCGCCUCCGAGCCCGGAGCCGCCCAGUCCGGAGCCGCCCAGCCCUCCUAGCCCCACGCCGCCCAGCCCUGCCCCGCCCAGCCCUGCCCCGCCUAGCCCUGCGCCGCCUACCCCUGCCCCACCCAGCCCAGCUCCGCCCAGCCCCACGCCGCCACCCGUUGGGCCCUAUGCCACUGCACUCAGCGGAGCGCGUGACAACACGCUGUGUGCCCUGGUGCAGCCGGGGGGCCGCGUGCGGUGCAUCGGCAGCGGCUACGUGAUGGCCGGCACCAGCAGGACGGCCAACGGCAGCUACGUCAACUUGGGCACCAACACGGGGCCGGUGAAGAUGGUGGCGAGCCACUCCAUGGCGCAGCACGCGUGCGCAGUGUUCGAGAGCGGCAAGCUCAAAUGCUGGGGCGCGGGAGGUGACGGCCGGCUGGGCUAUGGAGACACGGUCACGCGCUAUGUCCCGGCUGACAUGGGCGACGCGCUGCCGUACGUGAACCUGGGCGCCAACGUGACGGCGUCGCACGUGUCAGUCGGGCAGUACGUCACGUGCGCGGUGGUGCAGCCCGCGGGCCGCGUCAAGUGCUGGGGCAACAACGUGAACAACUGGAUGUUGCCGCGCCCAGGCAACCAGGGGGACUCUCCCGAUGAGGUCGGGGACAACAUGCCCGCAAUCAACCUCGGGACCAACGUCUCGGCUUCAUCCGUCGCGGUUGGGUACGGGCACAUAUGUGCAAUCACGGAGACCACAAAGCGCGUCAAGUGCUGGGGCAGCUGGGACACGCUCGGGUACCCUACAAUCCCCUACCGCGCGGCCAACGCACCGUCUGACAUGGGUGACAACCUGCCGUACCUCAACUUCGGUAAAAACGUAACCGAGGUCACGCAGUUGGUGGCGGGCGAGUUGUACGCGUGCGCGCUGGUGCAGCCCGGCGGCCGAGUGCAGUGCUGGGGCCGCGGCGAGUACGGUGUGACCGGCACCGCUGGGGGCAGCCUGUACUUUGACCACGUGGACGGCGACAACAGCCCGUUCGUGGACUUGGGCACCAACGUGACGGUGACGCAGCUGGCCGGCGGGCAGGAGCACGUGUGUGCACUCACGACCGCCGGCCGCGUCAAGUGCUGGGGUCUGGCCGUGCUGGGUUAUGGAGAUGCGGGGGGCUUCUACCAGCAGAAGUCGCCCGGUGCCAUGGGCGACGCACGGGCGUAUGUGGACCUGGGGCCGUCAACAGACGUCGCGUCGGUGGCCGCAAUCGCCGCCAUGCCCAAUGGCGCCUGUGCGCUGGUGCAGCCUGGAAACCGCGUCAAGUGCUGGGGACUGGCUCCCGACAACAACAUCUACGGCGACGCCCCCGGAGAGAUGGGGGCGGCCCUGCCCUUCCAGGACAUGCGCCUGUGAUGAUAAUGUGGUCAUGAUGGGAGCAGCCGGCAGCGCUAUAGCUUGUACGGCACGGCCUCAAGCACGGGCUGGGAGGUAGGCAAGCAGGGGGCGCGGGGCCGCAACCAGCAUAUCCCUGCCUGGCCACGGGCCCAUGCCGCUCGUGCAGGUGGCCUGUGGCAAGUGCGAGUGGCUAGGCUGUUGCUGCUGGGCGUCCACGCGUCUACCUGUUGGCCCGCAUGCAUGCGCGGGUGGCCCGCAUGCAUAUAUGCCUGUUCGGUACGGCGGGAGGAUACGAGCGGAGCGUCCUAUGUAUGGGAGCAAGCCUACUAGAGCUUCAGUAGGCCGACGGCGUUGCAGGCAGGACGCCCCUGGGGUCCAGAGGAGGGUGAUCGUUUUCCACGUCACUGGCUCGUGAACUGCGUCAGCAGGCCGCUCUUGUAACCGAUGCAAUCU